This is a messenger RNA of Eurypyga helias (sunbittern), 3960 nucleotides long. RefSeq names its product codanin 1 (gene CDAN1). NCBI's taxonomy places the organism in Eukaryota, Metazoa, Chordata, Aves, Eurypygiformes, Eurypygidae. Gene Ontology annotation, biological process: chromatin organization. Gene Ontology annotation, cellular component: nucleus. Bases 1 to 3960 code for a protein of 1319 amino acids. The record is from RefSeq and is a predicted model, not a curated record. The transcript has 28 exons.
AUGGGGGCCGAAACAUUUACCCUUGCAGGGGAGUUGCUGACGGCCUUCCGCUGCUGGGAGGAGCUCAGCUGCUUCGGGGUGAGGAAACACGAGAACCACGUCCAUGACAAGCUGGUAUCUCUCAGUUUACUUCAGAAAGACUUUGUGCCUUUUCUGCUAAACUUUUUAAGGGAGCAGACCAGCCAGAUCCUGACUAAUGGACCCUCUACUCCUGCUAAAACUCCUAAUUCCAAGGCCCACAGGAGCCAAAGGACAGGACCAGAACGGAGGGCAGGCCACGCGACCAGCAGCCGUGUGCAGCUCUUUACCCAAAGGACUUUGGUGACCACCUGCACCACAGACAUCAGCUUUUCUCCUGCUGCGGCAUCCAGCAGCUCCUCUUCCUUUUCUGGGUCAAACCUGUCUAGCCCUUGUGGCGACUGCCCUAGCGUGGCCUCCAGCAGCAGCCCGAGCUUUGGGUACAGCCCUGUGCUUAACCACGGUGAGAAGCGGUCAUCCCAGAAGGCCAGCCUGGGGAGCUUCCUCACAGCCACGCCUGAAGCCCUGCCGGCCAGACGAGGCCGAAAGAAAGGCUCAGUCAGUGCCUCUGGCCGGCAAGUGGCUCGGGAUCUGGGGCGUUCCCUUGCUGACGAGGAAGACGGAAAGCAUGAUGGUGUAUCGUGGAGUGGAGGGAGGAGGAAGCGGAGUGAAGUGCCUCUUGUUUCUGCCAGAUCCCCGCCUAGCCAGCUGAAUCUGAACAACUUGGAGGAGUUUCCGCCCAUGGGUGCUGCCUCUGGCUGGACAAACAAAAGCAAACCAUCAAGGCGGAUCAACCCAACUCCUGUCAGUGCUGAGCGCCCCCUCUCAAAACCAAAGAUGUGCUUCACUUCUACGCCUGUCAGCCAGUCUCCAGCUGCUCGGUUUUCAUCCAGAUCAAGCCUUGAGGCCUUUACUGCUGUCCAGGAAGGAAACCUUAUGUCUGUGAAAAGCAACAGCCUUCAAGAGGAGAGGGAGAUGCUGAAGAAAGAAAGAUGCAAAUUGCUGCACCAGGCAUCUUCUCCGUCGGGGAUAUCUCCUGAUCCUGGGACUCCUACGAAGCCUAGCUAUACUCGCAGUGCUAGCCUUCCUGCCGAAAGCCAUCUGGUGACCUGUGCAAAUCCUGCUAAGGUUUCCUGCAAGAAACAGUUGGAGUGUCUGGCGCAGCUCUAUUCAUCGUGCAUAGCAGAAAACCUGGUACCAAAUAUUUUUCUGGAGCUCUUUUUUGUUCUGCAGCUGUUGACAUCUAAAGGCACUUCUACUGCAGAAGAUGGGGAUAGUGACCUUGAAAUCGAUGAAAGAAGUACAGAUGCGUCAGAGAGACAGCAUUUCCGAAGCGUGCACAACUGUGUUUAUUUUGCUGUUCAAGUCUUGGGUUAUCAGUAUGAAAUUCUUUCCCGUUUAGAAAAGGGGAUGCUGAAGCUCUUGGCCGAAAACGAACGGAUUGCGUCUUUCUCUCCCACCUUGCACGAGAGGCUCCGGCAGGCUUAUGAAAGCAGCACAGCCAAGGUGUCUCUCCUGCUGCCCUGCUCUGUGCAGUCUGUUUCGUUCCAGCCGGAAACUGACAAUCGCUCUAACUUUCCCAGCGACAGAGCAUUUCACAUAUUUAAGAAGCAAAGGGAUAUCUUUUAUGAACUGCUGCGUGAGUGGGAGGAUAACCAUGAAAAAACUGGUUGGGACUUUGAAAGAGUCCUGGGCAGCAAGAUCAGGGCCAUGAUGGCUCACCUAUCCGCAACCUGCAACCACAGCCAUUUUGCCAGGCUCUUUCAGAAGCAGCUUAUCCAGAUGUGUAAAGGUCCUAUUGGAGGUGGCGCAAGCUUGGGAGACACCCCAGACCAGGAUGUCCUUAAUAUGCUGGGUUCUGACAAUCUGAGCCGGCUGAAGAGGCUUCAGGAAAGAUUUGUCGUUCCUCAGAGCAUCAGAGGACCUUGUCCACCCCCUUCAUUCCCUGGGUGCCAGCAGUUCUUCAGGGACUUCAUCCUCAGCGCGGGAAGUUACCAGUUCAAUCAGCACCUGAUGGAUAGCCUGUGCCUGCAGAUACUCGAACUGGAUGGCCUUACUCUGGUGGAGCACGAGCACAGUGACGGGGAAGCAGAUAUGGAUGAACAGGACGAAAAGAAGCGUUUCACUGUGGUCCUGUUAAGCCUACGACUCCUUGCCAAGUUCCUGGGGUUUCUUGUUUUCUUGCCUUAUCGCACUGUGGAGCAACCAACGAGGGACUUGCAAGACUCUGCAGUAGCGUUAAGAAACCAAACCCUGCCUGUACUGGAUGUAUUGAAGCUUCUGAGACAAUCUAUUCGGGAUCAGCGUUCUAUCCUGACCAUUCCUUGGAUUGUGGAGUACCUUUCCCUUGUGGAUUAUAUUGCUCCUUUCCUUGAUUACUACAGGAAAGUAUUUUGCCUCUUGCUGCAGGUAUACAGGUUAAUGGUCCUUUCUGAAGAUAAGGAGAUGAGUUUCCUGAACAAGCUGCUGAUCCUCGCGGUUCUGGGUUGGCUUUUUCAGGUUCCAUCAGUGCCUGAAGAGUUGUUUUUUACCACUGAUGCCAGGCAGGAGGGAUUUAUGGUGGAUACUGUGACAUCUGCUCAGGCUUUGGACUCUGUGCCCUUGGUGGAUCAGCAGUUGCUUUAUACCUGCUGUCCCUACCUUGGUGAGCUGCGGAAACUACUUGCUUCUUUUGUGGCUGGUAGCGGAGCAAAAAAUGGUGGCUUUAUAAGGAAAAUCACUCCCACAGCUGCAGAGUCCUUGGCACCCAAGGCUUCUGUCACACAGCGGAAACUGCAGGUAGAGUUGGAACAGGCCUUCUUCCACAACCAGCCUCCCUCCCUCCGGAGAACAGUUGAAUUUGUGGCAGAGAGGGUGGGAUCCAACUGUGUUAAGCACAUCAAGGCGACGCUGGUAGCGGAGUUGGUUCAAAGGGCUGAAGGCAUGUUGCAGGAGAAAGUGAAGGAGGAGGAUGCUAAUCAUGACAAGCUGCUUGAAGAGGUGUGCGCUCAUCUGUAUGAGGAAGGGGCCCAGGCACUCAUCAAAGGCAGAGAAUUUUGCAAAAAGAAGGGCCCUGAGGCGGUAAGGGUGUUAUUGCCAGAAGAGACAUCUGCAGCGGUUUUAAGCAGCGCAGAAGACAUUGCAGUGGAACUGGCCACUGAGAAAGCCUGUGGCUGGCUUUCUGCCAACAUUGCCGCACUCAUCAAGAGAGAAGUGAAGGCGACCUUCAACCGAAUGCUGAAAGUCCCGGGACCGCCCUUGCCCGGCGAGGACGCGCUGGAGUUGCGAAGGGACUGCCCUCCAGGUUGUCAGCACUGUGCUCCGUUCCCCUCCCAAAUCAUCAACGAGAUUAAGGAUGUGCUCUGCGUUGCUGUGGGCCCACGGGAUAAAGGUGAAGUGGUUGACUGCGUCUGGCUGGAGUGCUUGCUGGGAAGAUUGAGUCAGACACUUCAGUGCAGAAAGUUCAUGUGUCCCACAUCUGAACAGCAGCUGGCAAAGUGCACGGUUGAGUUGGCUUCUUUGCUGGUUUCAGACCGUGUUCCUCUGAGCCUCAGGGUCAAGUCCGCAGAGAAGAGCUCCGAGAUGUUGCGUGUCAAGUACAAUCCCACCUAUGGCCUUCUGAAACUGCUGCUUUCUGUCUGGAAGGAGGACUUUGGGACGCCUGUUCCUGUGCAGCUGAUCUUCAGCACGAAGAACAUGGGUUAUUUUGCAGAAGUUAAGCAGCGAGAGUGGGAUUUGUUCCUUUUCAUGCUUCAUGGUCUUGUAGAACACAAACUGAUGAGAACCAGUGAAAUAGAGAGUUGCUUGCAUGGCCUUGAAGAGCUCCCGUGGCCCUUGGAGUUCUUAAAAGAACUGGAAAUGCUGUCCAGAGUGUUUCUAUCAGAACAUCAGAGAGAAGAGCCCAGGACUAACCCUUGUGAGCUGACCAGACAAUCUCCAGGUACCGUGACGGCACAGAGCUAG